AUGGAGUCGAACAUGUUGCUCGAAGACGACACGAUGUCGGCCUUGCUGCCUGCAGACGGGCCUGCUGCACCUCGUCCGCUACGUCGGAGCCGUCUACGUCGCAUGGACGUGGCGCUUGUUGCGGUGCUCGUUUCGGUCGCCGGUUUCAUCUACGCGCGUCCGCCAGCUUUGCGCGCAUCGAACCCCUUGCUGCUCGGGACACCUUCGCGCAACUUUCACUACCUCACAUACGACGACAUUCCAGCGCGUAAGCGCCAAUCAGGAUACAGCAUCAAGUUUUCGCGUCGAGGGUUCGAAAUCGAUGGGCGUGAGACGCUAUUGUUAGGCGGAUCGAUACACUACCCUCGGAGCACGCCAGGCCAAUGGGAACAGCUGUUGCAAGCUGCAAAACAAGACGGACUCAAUUUUGUUGAAAUGUAUGUGUUUUGGAACGUGCAUGAACAAAAACGAGGUGUGAUGAACUUUGCCGGGAACGCCAACAUUACGAAGUUUUACGAGCUUGCAGCCAAAGUUGGGAUGUUCCUGCAUGUGCGGGUCGGUCCUUACGUCUGUGCAGAGUGGAACAAUGGCGGUCUGCCCGUAUGGCUCAAUUGGGUUCCGAAUAUGAAAGUACGAUCAAGCAAUCCAGCGUGGAAGCGAGAGAUGGAGCGAUUUGUUCGCUAUGUCGUGGAGUUGUCGAGACCGUUUCUGGCAAAACACGGCGGACCGAUUAUCAUGGCGCAGAUUGAGAACGAGGUUGCGGCGGAAGAUCCAGAGUACGUUGAGUGGUGCGGCGAUCUUGUGCAGCGAUUGGAUACGUCCAUUCCCUGGAUCAUGUGCAACACGAAUGCAGCUACAAACACGAUCCUUUCGUGUAAUGAUAACGAUUGCGUGGAUUUUGCAAUGAAGCAAGUGAAAGAGCGGCCUUCCGACCCGCUGGUGUGGACUGAGGAUGAAGGCUGGUAUCAGACUUGGCAGAAAGAUAAGGAGAACCCACCAUCGAAUGAUGAGCGCACUCCUGAGGACGUGGCAUAUGCAGUUGCUCGGUGGUUUGCAAUUGGUGGUGCUGCACACAACUACUACAUGUAUCAUGGUGGCAAUAAUUACGGCACGGGUGCUUCUGCGGGAGUAACAACUAUGUACGCUGAUGGAGUGAACCUUCAUUUCGACGGCCUGAGCAAUGAACCGAAACGGUCUCAUUUGCGCAACCUCCACCAGAGCCUGAUUGAGUGCAAUGAUAUUCUGCUGCGCAAUGAUCGGCAGUUGCUGAAUCCCCGUAACAUGUCAUCGUCGGGCGAUCAACGCGCUUUUGUGUACGGAUCAGAAAACGAACAUGGCCAAGUGGCGUUUCUGGAAAACAUGGCGAACAAGAAGGUGACUGUGGUGUACGCGCGCAGCAAGUACGAGCUUCGACCGUUCUCUAUGUUGAUGAUCAAGGACGGAAUUGUGCUUUUUGACACUGCGGACGUACGAAAGUCAUUUUCUGGUCAUCAGCGUCGGACAUACAGUCCACUUGUAAAAGCCGCCACACUCGAAUGGAAAACGUGGAGUGAGCUCAAUGUAUCAAUGGAGAUAUUGAGAAAGCGAGUGGUAGCUAAGCAGCCGAUCGAGCAGCUUCGUUUGACAGCGGACCAGUCCGACUACAUGACUUAUGAAACUACGUUUAAUUUGAGGCAGCCAAAUGGGCCUAGUGUCAACACGAAUGAUGACGCUGCGACGCUACAGGUGACCUCAUGCGAAGGUAACAGUAUCAUUGCUUUCGUCGACGGCUGGCUUAUCGGUGAGAGAUCCCUGGCGUACCCUGGUGGCAAUUGCUCCAAAGAGUUCCAGUUUCAUAUGCCGAUGAACGUUGACGUCAAUCACAACCACGAAUUGAAACUGGUGUCCGUUAGCUUGGGUAUCCAUUCGUUGGGGAGCAACCACAGUAAAGGAAUAACAGGAAGUGUGCGUGUUGGACGCGCAGAUUUAACGGAUGCCCAAGAGUGGAGGAUGUACCCGUGUCUUAUUGGUGAGCAGCUGGAGAUCUAUCGUUCGCAGUGGUUAAAUUCGGUACCGUGGACUGCAGUUUCUCGUUUGUCCGCGUCUUCUGCUGACGGUGGUACGAGUGGGCGGCAACUGAUGAGUUGGUAUCGGACAUCCUUUCGGUAUCCUUUAGAACUACAUGCGACUAGCGAGCAGCAGUCGUCCAUCUUGCUCGAUUUAUUUGGGCUCACGCGAGGUCGAGCGUUUAUCAAUGGCCAUGAUCUGGGCCGCUACUGGCUCAUCAACGAUGAGGGCGACUUCGUUCAGCGCUACUACCAAGUUCCACAAGACUGGCUGCUACAGGAUGAUGAGAAUUUACUGGUAUUGUUCGAUGAGCUGGGUGGGUCGGUUGCUGACGUGCGGCUUGUGUCCUCAGCGAUGGUUUUGGCUGAUGAGAUCGAGGACAGUAUCGAUCGGCACCAGAAGUAG
This is a messenger RNA of Peronospora matthiolae, 2430 nucleotides long. The record is from the annotation of a GenBank genome assembly. NCBI's taxonomy places the organism in Eukaryota, Oomycota, Peronosporomycetes, Peronosporales, Peronosporaceae.